Messenger RNA from Funneliformis mosseae, 393 nucleotides. The record is from the annotation of a GenBank genome assembly. NCBI's taxonomy places the organism in Eukaryota, Fungi, Glomeromycota, Glomeromycetes, Glomerales, Glomeraceae.
AUGGAUGAUUCCGAACUUCAAGCAAUUCGACAAGCUAGGUUACGCGAGUUGCAAGCUCAACAUACGUCUGGUGGUGGCUCCAAACCGACGGAGGAAGACAGCGAGCAAAAACGCCAAAAAGAAGAGACGAGGCAAGCAAUGCUGACACAAAUUCUGGAAAAUCAAGCUCGUGAGCGACUCGCAAGGAUCUCUAUGGUAAAGGCCGAUAAAGCGCGUGCAGUUGAGGAUCUUUUAAUUCGCAUGGUUCAAGCAGGUCAAUUACGUGGGAAAGUAAGCGAGUCUCAGUUAAUUGAGUUAUUGGAACAAAUUAAUCAACAGCAAAAACCUGAAACGAAAAUUGUGUUUAACCGACGGAGAUUUGAUUAUGAAGACGAAGAUGACUAUAACUUUUGA